Molecule: messenger RNA, 2176 nt
Organism: Dipodomys spectabilis (banner-tailed kangaroo rat)
Lineage: Eukaryota; Metazoa; Chordata; Mammalia; Rodentia; Heteromyidae
Gene: Gng12
Product: G protein subunit gamma 12
Exons: 3
Coding region: 86-304 (72 amino acids)
Biological process (GO): G protein-coupled receptor signaling pathway
Cellular component (GO): heterotrimeric G-protein complex
Molecular function (GO): G-protein beta-subunit binding
Source: RefSeq, a predicted model, not a curated record
UUUCAGAUUCACUCUCCUACUUGAAACCUGAAAACAUUGGAUCACACUAAAUUUUACUGAUUUCAGGGAGGAAAAGCCGUCAAAGAUGUCCAGCAAAACAGCAAGCACUAACAACAUAGCCCAGGCUAGGAGAACGGUGCAGCAGUUAAGAUUGGAAGCCUCCAUUGAACGAAUAAAGGUCUCAAAGGCAUCAGCAGACCUCAUGUCCUACUGUGAGGAGCAUGCCAGGAGUGACCCUCUGCUGAUAGGCAUACCAACCUCCGAAAACCCUUUCAAGGAUAAGAAAACCUGCACCAUCUUAUAGUGCAAUAGGGAACCAGCUCCUUCCUCACCUCUUCUCAACAAGCAAAUUACGAGCAGCUCCUCGAAGAGCUGUGCCUUCAGCUUGUCUGGUAACCACUGCUAAUAACUAAAAUGUUCUUCACUUGGAAUAAUGGACUCUGAAGUCUUUAUUUGCCAAGUUGCCCUGUCCUUAAAAUACCUUUGCUGAUUUCAUACAGAAUAACCAUCUUGUUUUCCACUAUGGUAUUCUACUAGAUUACUAUAUAAAGUUGGCCUGGGCCUUUUAAAGAAUAUAAUUACAUCCUUUAAAUAUACCAUUGAUUCUGAUUUGUCAAGACCUAAAUUGCCUAAGCAACUGUCAAAUUAAAAGGCCAAGAAUUACUUCAGUCCUGAAAACCCUUUGUAUUAUGUUAUGCUCUUAAUAAAGUUUGUGCCAAGCUGUACAGUGUACGAGGGGGAGGGGUGUACUGUGUAUGUGUACAUCAUUGCAAAUGCUUACUUUCCUGUUAAGACACACUUCUCUUUAAUAUCAGUUAAUUCCAUAAGUUAUCAAUUUUUCUUGAGCUGUGUUUAGGUAGAAGAAACAAUUCUUUCCUUAAAUUUAUUGUAUACCAAGUAAAGAAAGACCCCCCUAGGGAUAUUGUGUUCAAUUGUAAUCAAGUAUAACAGUCAACUCUUCUUUCUUGAAAUCUAGCUGGAGCUCUCAGCCUCUGAUAAACCAUACCAAUUAAACAUUAAAAGCUAAACUGAAGCCCUUUGCUAUGGUAUUCAUCCAUGAGACCCUUUUGAGUUUCAGUGAUCCUGAGUCUAGAAAAGGAGAGAAGGCCCUUGGGAGGAUCCAAGGCAUCUAUACUGCAGGGUUCGUGGUCUCCGGUGAAUUCAAGGGAAACACCUAAAAUUUCUACCCUGGCGAUUAGAAUGAGACAGACAGUGAUCUAUGAGUGCAACCAAGAUAGUAGCAGAAAUAUGUCCAACCUGCUGCUCUGCUUGACCCAGUUCUGCACGUCAACCUCUGUCUUCUCCCUCACCUGCCUUGGAUCUUUCCUCUCCCAUUAAUGUCUCUGUCUUCCGCUGUUCUUCAGAUAACCUCAGUUUCAUCCCUGCCUUGUCCAGAGACCACCCAAGGGGAGGGUGGGCCUCCAGAGCUAUGAGGGGACUUGUAUGUGGAGGGCACUCCUUGGCCCAGAGUUUCCAGUGACUAAUAUUCAUCCCUCUGAUCAUGAAGGUAGCAUCCUCAAAAGGUCUGAUGGCCAAGGGCCAUAGUGACCCUGUCACAGCAAAAGAGAGGUUCCUUUUUAUUAUUAAGUAGUUGUACAAAGAGGUUACAGUUCCCUAAGUCAGGUUAUAUGUGCCAUGCAUCUUGAUCAAUGCCAGCCCUUCCAUUGUUUCUGCCCAACCCCCCUCCCCCAUUCAUACCCUCAAGUUACCUAACUCAAUUUUUGUAUAACGUACAUUGAAUAUAAUGACUGGCUUCUUUUUAAAUGUUCUUUUGAGGGCCCAAACCAUACAUUAAGCCUUAAUACUUUUUUUCCCCAAUUUAUUAAAGUUAAUACUAGUGAAGGAUUUAAAACUUAUUCUUAAAAAGAAUUCAAUCCCCAGAAAGAGAUAUUUACAACACUUUUCCUUUCCUUACAUAUUAUGCCCUGAAAAGCAAUCCUUUUUAAAAAGCUUUGAAUACCAUGCUGUUGAUGGGGAACAAAGGCCCAGAGAUUCUCAAUAUUCUCUGGGUCCCUCAUCUGCUUGGCAGUCUUGAGAGUCACACAGUAAACUUGGGAAAGCCCUAGCACUGCCUUCCCCUUGCUUCUGCCAUGUGCUCACUUCCCCAGCAAAUUAUAGGGACCUGGCUAGGAAGAAGAAAGCUUUUACCUUUCAAAAGUGGAAAUCAGAAACGUUC